This is a messenger RNA of Pseudovirgaria hyperparasitica, 1065 nucleotides long. Its product is annotated as Atpbd1b protein. Gene Ontology annotation, molecular function: GTPase activity. Lineage: Eukaryota; Fungi; Ascomycota; Dothideomycetes; Acrospermales; Acrospermaceae. The transcript is spliced from 3 exons. Bases 1 to 1065 code for a protein of 354 amino acids. The record is from RefSeq and is a predicted model, not a curated record. Gene Ontology annotation, cellular component: cytoplasm.
AUGCCUUUUGCACAACUCAUCGUUGGACCACCUGGGUCUGGCAAAAGCACAUAUUGCGAUGGUAUGCACCAAUUCAUGUCCGCUAUCGGGCGCAAAUGCUCAGUCGUCAACCUCGACCCCGCCAACGAUCAUACCUCAUAUCCAGUCGCCCUGGACGUUCGAGAUCUUGUCACACUGGAUGAAAUAAUGAGAGACGAGGAUUUAGGUCCAAAUGGCGGUGUAUUGUACGCAUUGGAGGAGCUCGAGCACAAUUUCAAGUGGCUAGAGGACGGCCUGAAGAGUCUCGGAGACGAUUAUGUACUUUUCGACUGCCCUGGGCAAGUGGAGCUAUUCACACAUCAUGCAUCACUGCGGAAUAUCUUCUUCCGCCUGCAGAAGAUUGGGUACAGACUGGUAGUAAUACACCUGACGGACUCUUUCGUACUCACGCAGCCCUCUCUAUAUAUCGCAGCACUGCUCCUAGCCCUGCGUAGCAUGCUGCAGAUGGAUCUUCCCCACCUUAACGUCUUGACCAAGGUCGACAACCUGUCAAGCUAUCCUCCGCUUCCAUUCAGCCUAGAUUUUUACACUGAAGUCCACGAUCUCUCCUAUCUUCUACCAUUCUUGAACGCGGAACAAAGUGGACGCAAUCCGUCUACCCAAUCUCUUGGAGAUACCGAACGGGGGCUUCCCGAAUCCAGAUACGCAUCUCUAAACCGUGCGAUCACAUCGUUAGUGGAGGAUUUUGCACUUGUCGGCUUCGAGACACUUGCCGUGGAAGAUAAGAAAUCAAUGACGGUACUACUGCGUGCUAUAGACCGUGCAGGGGGCUACGUGUUUGGUGGGACCGAGGGAGCGAAUGAUACAGUGUGGCAAGUAGCUAUGAGACAAGACGCAGUUACGAUGGAUGCGAGAGACGUUCAAGAGCGAUGGAUAGAUCGAAGGACGGAGUUCGAUGAGGCAGAAAGAAGGGCAUGGGAGGAGGAAGCAAAGGGCUGGGUCGGGGGACGUACAGAACAUGGCAAUGGGCGUUCUGAAGUUACGAGUACGAAUAAUGGCAUCAAAAUUGUUAGGAAAGGGGGAUGA